This is a messenger RNA of Panonychus citri (citrus red mite), 2531 nucleotides long. It is a transcript of the gene Elp2, whose product is annotated as elongator complex protein 2-like. Gene Ontology annotation, molecular function: protein binding. The record is from RefSeq and is a predicted model, not a curated record. Gene Ontology annotation, cellular component: elongator holoenzyme complex. The transcript is spliced from 4 exons. NCBI's taxonomy places the organism in Eukaryota, Metazoa, Arthropoda, Arachnida, Trombidiformes, Tetranychidae. Bases 77 to 2389 code for a protein of 770 amino acids. Gene Ontology annotation, biological process: tRNA wobble uridine modification.
UUGUUUUGUUUUGAAAUUGUGGUUGUUUUGAAUUUUUUAUAUUCUAAUUUUAUUAAUUGUUUGAAGUUUAAUUAAGAUGAAGGAAGAAAUUUUCUCGCACGAAAUUAAUUAUCUAUCUGCUAAUUGUAACCAUAAACCUCAUGCUUUUGAUCUUAGAGGUAAUUUGAUUGUGUAUCCUUCAUGUAAUUCAAUUUGUGUUUAUGAUUAUGUUGAUCAUCAACAUAUUCAACUUCUUAAUGGACACAAUUCACAAGUUAAUUGUGUUCGGUGGAUUAAAUCAGUUGAUAGUUUUGUAUCAGCUUCUAAUGGCGGUCAAGCAAUAAUAUGGACAAAAGGUGAUAAUGGUUAUAUUCCUGAAUGUAAACUCUCAGUGCCUGAUGAUGGAUUGAUUAAUGUUCACACAAUCGUUACUUCAUUAAAUUGUCAAGGUUUCAAAAAGAAUCAUGUGAAUUACUUUACAUGUGCAUCUUUGACCAGUGAAAAGGUUGGAUUGUGGUUCAACGAUCAAUUUAUCGACUUUAUUGAGAUGAAACAAUUUAUUUUCGAUAUACGAUUAAUCCAAAGUGAUCAACAAAUGUUUGGUGAUGUUAUUUUCAUCAGUCUUGUUGGAAGCGGUUCAAUGGUCCAUCUCAUGGCUUUUGAUGAGAACAAGAAUCUUCAUAAACUAAUCGAAUUGGGUGGAAACGAAGACUGGAUACAGUCUGUCGAUAUAAUUUCCAUAAAUUCGAACUCUUUGUAUUUAGCUACUGGAUGUCAAGAUCACUUUAUAAGAGUUUGGAAAAUUUCUCGAAUUGAUACUAACCGCUCUGAGAAAGGUCGUGUAGCCGAACUAUUGAAUAAUUACUUCGAAGUGUCGAUCGAAACUAUUCUACUUGGUCACGAAGGUUGGGUUUACUCGGUACAAUUUGUUGAAAACUCUUCUGGUAAAGUUGGUCUUCUAUCCGCUUCAAUGGACAAAAGUAUUGUGCUUUGGUGUCAAGGAGAAGAUGAUGAAAUUUGGACAGAAUCUAUUCGAGUUGGAGAUGUUGGUGGAAGUGCUCUUGGUUUCGUUGGAGCUUUGAUUAACCCACAGCUUAAUUUGAUAAUUGGACAAUCAUUCAAUGGAGCCUUACAUGUAUGGAGAAAUAAUAAAGAGACUGGAUCAUGGAGUCCAGAGGUUGGUCUCGGAGGCCAUUGGGAGAUUAUCAAUGAUCUUUCAUGGGAACCCAAUGGAAAUUUUCUGUUAACAUGUUCAUUAGAUCAAACAACUCGUCUUCAUGCCCCUUGGGCCAGGAAAGAGUCUUCCAAAACGACUUAUCAUGAAAUCGCAAGACCUCAGAUCCACGGCUACGAUUUAAACUGUAUCACAGUGAUUGAUGGGUUAACUUUUGCCUCUGGUGCCGAUGAAAAAGUCAUCAGAAUUUUUGGUGCAACUAAAUCAUUUCUCCAAAGUUUCAUCAACAUUUCACAAGAGGAUUUAUCGAAACAAUUAAAAGUAAAUCGAGAGCUUCCCGAAUGUGCUAGUGUACCUCCGUUGGGUCUAUCCAACAAAGCGAUUUAUAGUGAAAUUGACAUGGACGAAUACUUCAAGUCAGUCGUUCUGGACAAACCUCCAUUGGAGGAGAUUUUACAACAAAAUACUCUUUGGCCUGAAAUCGAAAAACUCUUUGGACAUUCAUAUGAACUUUUCACUAUCACAUGUAAUCAUCGAGGUUCUUUACUAGCAUCAGCUUGUAAAGCGAGUAAAUCUGAAAGUGCCAAUCUUAUUAUUUGGAAUAUCGGUCAAAACUUUAAAAAGUUACAAGAACUUCACUUCCACAGUUUAACUAUUACCCAGACUCGAUUCUCUCCGAAUGAUCGUUACCUUAUCUCCGUUUCUCGUGAUAGAACUUGGUGUCUUUAUGAAUUACAAGAUUCAGAAUCAAACGUAAACAUAAUUAAGAUUGGAAACACCGAUAAGAAGACUUGUCUCCAUAGUCGGAUAAUUUGGGACGUCGCUUGGACUCCAGAUAAUCAGUAUUUCGUCACUUGUUCUCGGGAUAAAAAAGCCAUUGUUUGGGGAUUUGGUGGUGUUUCUGGUGACGGUGGACCAAGAAAUUGCUUGGGUCCUGUCAUGGCGAUUUCUGAUCACAAUUUAGUUCUAUCAGACCCAAUUAUCGCAAUUGAUAUCGCCAGAUAUCGUGAUUCAAAUGGUUAUGUUGUCGCUUUUGGUCUAGAAAAUGGCAACAUCAAGAUUUAUAAAUGGUCAAUAGAAACUAAUUGGAAGUUAAAAUUGUCAAUUGAUAAUUGUCACACAUCACAAGUAAAAAAAUUACGAUUUAAACCUGGGAAUCAAUCACCCGAUGGACUUUUAUUAGCAAGUUGUGGAGAUGAUCGGAAAACAAUAAUUCAUAAAAUUGUAAUUAACUAAUCAUCUAAAUGCUCUUUCUAUUUUCUAUUGUCAAUUAACUGAUUAUUUCUCUGUUCCUAAUUGAAUGACCUCGAAAAAGUUAAAAAAGAAAGCCAUCCAACUAAAAUAUCUUGAUUAAAAUCAAUAAUCGAUAACAACUUAA